AUGAAUAUUGAUGAAUAUUUGGAUUUGCAAGACCAAACAGAAACUAACUUGCUGUCAACAGAAGACACUGCAUCAGGCCAUGCAGCACAAGAGCAUGAGGUUGAAUGGCAUUCAGCUCCUCUUGACACAUUGAAUAACAACAGCUUUUCUAAUGAUUGGGGUUUGUUGCAACAGAAUGGGCUUGAGGGUCUUGAGGGCAUAAAUUUGACUGAUUUGAUUGCAGCCGGUUCUGCUGCUACUGCUGGUAUGGAUGCAGCAACAGCAGCAGCUUUAGCAUCAAAUGAAAAUCAUUUCAUCACGCCUGGCUCAUUGAUGAAACAACCACCGCCACCGCCCAUCAUCAUACCCACUGUAACAGCAGCACCACCAGAGGAAUCAACACAGCAGCAAGAACAAAAACGGGUAACGCGAUCAAGAUCAAAACCAGCUGUGCCAUCUCCACUUAAAAAGAAGAGAGCUACCAGAGCCAAGAAGCUGUACUGUACGUGCCAGCGACCCUACAACGGUGAGCCCAUGGUGCAAUGUGACACAUGUGAGGAGUGGUUUCAUUGCAACUGCGUCGACUUUAAUCCAGACAACCAAGAGGACGAUGAGGAGAAUAUUGAUUGGGUUUGCAACCAGUGCAAAGAAGGUGCCAAAGAAACCAAAGCAGAAGAGGUUGCAGUCAAGGAAGAGAAACCCACAAGCACUCGUCAGACCAGAACACGCACCCAAUCCAAAUGCCUUUACUCUGGCUGCAGCAAUCGCACUCGAAAGGACUCCUUCUGCAGCGAUGUCUGUGCUCGCAAACAAAACGAAUUAGAGACGCCUGCUUCACGACCCACCAGACGUACAUCGGCCAUGCGCACAAGUGCACAGUCAAUGGCACCAGUCACCAGCAAAGAGAAAAAGAACAAUAGUAAACAAACGGAAGGAAUGGAUAGUCAGCAAGAGGACGAUGACAGUGAUGCAGACGAAAAACAAGAUGAAGAGGAGGAAUUUCAAGCUGAAGAUGAUCCAGAGGACGAUGAUGAAGAACAAGCACCUCAAUCUGCUACACCUGACACGCCCAUGUCACCCAGCCAAAUGACAGAGGAAGAGAACCCAGUGCGACGCAAUGUCAUCAAGAACAUGAAGGCUGUCCUCAAAUCCAUCUUUGACGUUGCCCUGACUGAGAAUGCCGAUAUGAUGGAAGAAUCCACACUGACAACGGAGGAAAGAGCAGAAGCACUCGCCAAGUCGAUUGAAAACACCAUGCUGGAGCAACUGGGCGAUGGAGGGCCAAACAAGAAGCGUCGUACUUGUGGAGAGCCUUACAAGAGCAAAUUUCGCUCCUUACUGUACAACCUCAAAGACAAGGCCAACAAGGUUUUUCAAAUCAGAGUAGUUACUAAUGAUUUGACACCAGAUGAACUGGUCAAGAUGUCCUCUGAAGACAUGGCAAAUCCUGAGCUCAAGUCUCUGUCUGAAGUGUUCCGCGAGAAGGGACUCAAGAAUUCGGUCAUGAAGAUAGACAAUACACCCAUCAUCAAAAAGACGCAUAAGGGAGAUAUCAUCAUGGUGCCUGAUAAAGACAACGACAACAUGUACUCUGAGCAAGUGCAACAGGAAUUGGACAAAAUUAACAGACACAACAGCUCGUCUUCGUCCUCAUCACCCACGUCUGCAUCAGCAGGGACAGCCAUCUCACCUACCACGACGAAUGCACAAGCGGAUACGAAUACCAGCAAGAAACCCAUCUCCAGCCUAAGUCCCACCACCAGUUCUACUCAUCAAGCUGAUCCCCUGGACGAUAUAUUGGCCCGUAUUGGUAUCCCUGCACAAGAGGAUACUUCCCAUGUGUCCAACAAACGAAGCGGAUCAAUGUCUAGUACUACGUUUGCAGAGGAUGUAGAUCCCGAAGCCAAAAAGAGACGAGUUACAUUGGACGUAGAGCAGCUGCUGGGCGAUGAAGACGAGACAUUUAAGGUGGAUGAAGUAGACACCACUGAAUUGGAAAAGGAAGAGGAGGAGGAGAAGGAGAAGGAGGAUGCGGCUCAAGAGGUACAAGCACAAACACAAGAUGAAGAUGACUCGCAGGCAGUACUCCCUACCAUCUGGCAAGGUCGUGUUAAUAUGCCACAAGUUGCAGAGUUUGAAGCCUCAGCUCGACAAAUCGGAGGCCGUUUAUUAUCAGAGGCGGAAUGGGACCAAGUACUUUCACCUACCAUGUGGAUUGAAGGCCGUAUCCCAUCUGAGCGUGUUACCAAUUAUGUGACACAGACACAGUAUUCCACUAGUCGUGAAAUCGUGUUGCUGGAAGUGGAGGCAAAAGGGGGCGAUGCCAAUCCACAAGGUCAAGUCUUGCUUAAUUACCUGGACUCAAGACAACGCUAUGCCGUAGUUGGACACAACAAGACCAGGAUCAAGGAUUUCUACUUGAUUCCUUUGUACAAAGUGCAGCACAUUCCAGAUUGCCUGUAUGUCGUCCGUGUGGAAGAAACCAAGCGACAAUGUGAUUUGUUUCUGGGCGUCUUGGUGCUUACAAAGCAUGUGCCAAAGCCUAUCGUAAAGCAACCAUUGUAUUCCCCUGAAACAUUACCACGACCACAGCAGCAGCAACAGCAACAGCCGCCUUAUCAGCAACAGCCUUACAUUCCAUCUUCAUCUUCAUAUCAGCCGUCUUACGGAUACAAUUAUAACACUACGCCUCAAUCAUCAAAUAAUCACCGCUAUGGUAAUUACUCAUCAUCAUCCGCAUCAUCAUCUUACUAUCGACCCUAUUAA
Molecule: messenger RNA, 2745 nt
Organism: Mucor velutinosus
Lineage: Eukaryota; Fungi; Mucoromycota; Mucoromycetes; Mucorales; Mucoraceae
Gene: PRE5
Product: Proteasome subunit alpha type-6
Exons: 4
Coding region: 1-2745 (914 amino acids)
Biological process (GO): DNA-templated transcription
Source: RefSeq, a predicted model, not a curated record